GCUUGCUUAUAUGUCAAGCACAUUUAUACUGAAGAAUUUCCGUUUCCAAUAGAAAAAAAUCGCAGACGAUAAUGAUUAUCACUUUGUCAAUUGAUUUGCAAGAUUCCACAAGACUCCUAGUUAGUUGCUAACUAGAUCAAGAUUUAUUAUGUGUCAUGUCACAACGCACUAAAGUUAUUCAUUUAUAUAAAACGCUGUUGUACAUGGGCCGAGAUUAUCCGAAGGGAUAUCAAUAUUUCAGGACCAAGCUAAAGAGAGCCUUUGACAAAAACAAAACAGAGACCGACCCCGAAAAGAUAGAUAAAAUGAUAAAUCAUGGUAAUUUUGUAAUAAAAGAGUUAGAAGCUUUGUACAUGUUGCGCAAGUACAGAACAUUGAAGAGAAGAUACUAUGAUCAAUAAAAGGAAAGAGUUUACAUGACUGAGUUGAGUUUACAUCAACUGUAGAUGUGUAAUAAUAAUGCUAUAUAAAUUACUACUAUGUUUUGUAUAUAAAUUGAUUAAUAUGUAAUUGUCAUAAAUUAGAAUUAGUCUACAUCUAAUGUGUAUAUUUGUACUGCGCUAAUGUUUAUAUUUUAUGCUUUAUAAGUAAAAUGUUUCGUCUAAAGAA
This is a messenger RNA of Acromyrmex echinatior (Panamanian leafcutter ant), 609 nucleotides long. RefSeq names its product electron transfer flavoprotein regulatory factor orsai (gene osi). Gene Ontology annotation, cellular component: mitochondrion. The record is from RefSeq and is a predicted model, not a curated record. Gene Ontology annotation, biological process: respiratory electron transport chain. NCBI's taxonomy places the organism in Eukaryota, Metazoa, Arthropoda, Insecta, Hymenoptera, Formicidae.